GGAGGGUUCAUGAGGAAAAACUUAGAGUGGCUGUGAGCGAUAGGACACGAUCGAUUGAUCUAAUGAUUUGAUCGGCACUUUCACGAUCUCCGUGCCAAUGUCCACCGAUGAACUCGACCAGCUACUGAGAAAGACUCAGAAAGAACCUUCCACGCCUUUGCUCCCUGAUGAGCUCUCGUAUCUCAUCACUUCCUUCGUCCCAAGCCAACCCGCUGCUCUUCGCUCCAAGGCAUACUUGGUGCUGUCCGCUUUCUGCCAGGGCGUGCGGCAAUCGUCCUCGGUGAAGGGAAAGCAGCCUGACCCGGCCACGGAAACUCUCUAUGAAAUAUUCGAACCAGCCGUGGUCUCACGACUCGCCGACUCGGACGACCGUCGAAUACAGGAAGGGUUGUCUUUCCUCACAGCGCUGUUCCAGGUCGAUGGGGAGACGGGUUCGCGUAUAUUUGGGCAGGAUGGGAUCCUUGAUUUCAUGAUGGACAGUGUGGAUCUCAAACCCUCGCGGGAGCUGGCACUUCUCGUCGCGCAUCUGCUCAGUCAGGCGUGUGGGAUCAAGCGAUGUCGCGCGCUGAUCACGGCCGCAACCGUCGAGUGGCUCGAGGAACAAUCGAGGAACUCUGACGAUCCAUCUUUGCGUGCUGCUGUGUCUGUUUCGCUGGUGAAGCUGUCGCGGGGGAGGAUUUCCGACGCUGCUGCGAGUGGUGUGACAGAAACUCAAGAGCAGCCUCAAGACGAGGAUCAGCUUGCGGAUGUCAUGAAGAGCUUGGUCAUCAACAGCGACGACAAGUCAUCCAUUUCCGAUGCAGUGGAAGGGCUUGCCUAUCUCAGCGUGGAUCCCACAGUGAAGGAUGCACUCUCAAGAGAUCCGGUCUUCUUGAAGCACUUUUUCUCACUUAUCCCUCAUCGCAAGACUCAAAACUUGCCUGCGGAGCCCAAUACUACCCUCCUAUACGGUGUUCUACUCACCAUCGCCAAUAUUUGUGCAUAUCGGCCCCGGUUGACAGAGGAACAAGCUCAGAUCGCGAAAUUGAAGCGGAUGGCCAACACCGCUAAGAAACCCUCCGAAACUACAGACGCUUCCUCUAGUCUGGAUGACGAUGACAUCGUCAAAGAUAGGAUCUCUCGACUAGUCUCUGCCGGUGUUCUCGAGGUCUUUGCGGGUGCAGUGCCAGGCACUGACAGCAUUGGUAUCAGGAGUGCGGCCGGGAAAGCUCUCCUCAGUAUAGUUGAGGAUCGCGAAAACCGAGGAAAGGUGCUGCAAAAUGGCGGUGCAAAGCUACUUGGCAUCAUUAUAAAGAAGGCCCUAGACUCGAGCCCUGCAGAUUCUAAAGUCAAAUUAGAGGUGGUGGAUCUCGAGCCUAUCCAGGCACUCGCCAAGCUUGCAAUCACGUCGUCGCCAGUGCAGGUCUUCGGGCCAAAUGAUGGCGCAAUCUACGAUGCCAUUCGGCCAUUCUCGCUCAUGCUACAACAUCCAUCCUCGACGCUCUUGCAAAAGUUUGAGGCAUUGAUGGCCUUGACGAAUUUAUCAUCCCACAGCGCGGAGACUUCAUCGCGGAUCGCUACUGCGGAGGGCUUGCUCAAUGCCGUCGAAUUGUUGUUGCUGGAGGAACACCCCCUCGUUCGAAGAGCAUCGAUGGAGCUUAUCUGCAAUCUUAUCUCUGGAUCGGAUGUGGUAUACGAGCGCUAUGGUGGCACCGAAAACAACACCUCGACCAGGGCAAAGCUACAGAUCGUUCUCGCCAUGUCGGACGUGGAGGACCUGAACACGCGUCUAGCGGCGUCUGGGGCUCUUGCCACGAUCACGGACUCACCCAGCGCUUGCGCCGGUCUCGUUGAUCUACAACUCGAGCGCCAUCGCAUGCUAUUGAUACUCGCUCAGCUGGUCGAUCCUACACUCUGCCCCGAAAACGAUGACGACGGAGAGCGUAGUAUGGACACAGCCCCUGGUCUGGUGCACCGAGGCAUCGUCUGUGUACGUAACAUCAUGCUCAACACCAACGAUGCGGCAAAGCGGGAGCAGCUCGCACAGGAGGCUUCGGAGGCCGGCUUGAUUCAGGGCUUGGCCGACUGGAAAGAGGGCUUCAAGAAGAAGCAAGUCGGAGUAUCCGAUAUGACCCUGCUUACCACUAUCAGCAACGAAAGUAUCAACGAGAAUCUCCAGAAACGUUGGACAAACGCCGAAAUAUAUACCUAUAUUGGCGCCGUGUUAAUCUCAGUCAACCCAUUCCGAGGUCCUCUACUCCCAUCGUCCGAAUCGGACUCCUCCACUCACACCACUUUCACAGAUCUUGGUAUCUACACCGACGAGACGCUACAAAAAUACCGUGGCAAGAACCGACUCGAAGUUCCUCCCCACGUGUUCGGAAUCGCCGAAGCCUCAUACUAUAACAUGAAUGCGUACCACGAGAACCAGUGUGUAAUCAUCUCGGGCGAGUCCGGUGCGGGAAAGACAGAGGCGGCGAAACGGAUUAUGCAGUAUAUCGCGGCGGUCUCGGGAGGGCAGGACAGUAGUAUCCAGGAGAUCAAGGACAUGGUGCUGGCGACCAACCCCCUGCUAGAGAGUUUCGGAUGUGCAAAGACGUUGAGGAAUAACAACUCUAGUCGCCAUGGCAAAUAUCUCGAGAUCAUGUUCAACUCGCAAGGAGAACCUGUCGGUGCACAGAUUACCAACUAUCUCCUGGAGAAAGGACGUGUUGUGGGUCAGGUGGAAAGCGAGCGAGACUUCCACAUCUUCUACCAGUUCACCAAGGGCGCUUCGGACGAACAUCGAGAACUCUUUGGAAUCCAGGGACCCGAGGCGUACGUUUACACCAGUGGGAGCAACUGUUUAGACGUGGCUGGAAUCGACGACCUUGACGAUUACCAAGAGACAAUCAAAGCGAUGGGUGUCAUUGGACUGAGCGCUCAGGAGCAAAACGAGAUAUUCCGCAUGCUGGCUAUCAUUUUGUGGCUCGGGAACGUGCAAUUCAGCGAGCUAGACGAUGGAAAUUCGGCUAUCGCUGACAGUGGUGUUACAGAUUUUGUGGGCUAUCUCAUGGAAGUCGACGGAGCACUUGUCCAGAAGGUGUUGACCUCAAAAGUGGUGGAGACACAACGUGGAGGACGACGAGGAUCUGUAUAUGACGUUCCAUUGAACCCAGCGCAGGCCAGUUCGGCCAGGGAUGCCCUCGCCAAGGCAGUGUACAACAAUCUCUUCGAGUGGAUCGUAUCCCGGGUCAACGUGUCUAUGAAGCCUCGGAAAGCACACACUCAAGUCAUCGGCAUUCUUGAUAUUUUCGGAUUCGAAAUCUUCGAAGACAACUCUUUUGAGCAACUCUGCAUCAAUUAUGUCAAUGAAAAGCUGCAACAGAUCUUUAUUGAGCUGACUCUGAAGACGGAGCAAGAAGAAUACGUUCGGGAGCAAAUCAAAUGGACACCCAUCAAGUACUUCAACAACAAGAUUGUUUGCGACCUCAUCGAAGAGCGACGACCGCCAGGCAUUUUCGCUGCCUUGAACGACGCCUGUGCGACGGCGCACGCUGAUCCGACUGCAGCGGACAACAGCUUCAUGCAGCGUGCAUCUGCGCUUGCCUCAAACCCGCACUUUGAGUCGCGAGGCGCUCAGUUCUUGGUCCGCCAUUAUGCGGGCGAUGUGAUGUACAAUGUGUCUGGCAUGACCGACAAGAACAAGGAUACCCUGAACAAGGACCUGCUCGAUCUGAUCGCCAGCAGUGGAAACCAGUUCUUGCAAACGUUGUUCCCUGACCGCCCCGAUCCAAACAGCAAGAAGCGACCCCCCACUGCCGGAGACCGUAUCAAGACCUCUGCCGGAGCGCUCGUCGACAACUUGAUGAAGGCACAGCCGUCGUACAUCCGAACGAUCAAGCCGAACCAGAACAGGAGCGGCAGCGAAUACGAUUCCAAGGCCGUUCUGCAUCAGAUCAAAUAUCUCGGUCUGCAAGAGAAUAUUCGAGUCCGCCGAGCUGGUUUUGCGUACAGGAAUACGUUCGAGAAGAUGGUCGAGCGAUUCUAUCUGUUGUCCCCCUCCACGUCCUAUGCAGGAGAAUACACCUGGCAUGGAGAUGCAAAGUCGGGUUGCCAGCAGAUUCUCAAAGACACAGGCAUCGCGCAGGAAGAAUGGCAGAUGGGUGUGACCAAGGCGUUCAUCAAGAACCCCGAAACCCUGUUUGCUCUGGAGACAAUGCGUGACCGUUACUGGCACAACAUGGCUGGUCGUAUACAGCGAGCGUUCCGCAAUUACCUACGCUACAAGCAUGAAUGUGCGCGUCGGAUCCAGCGGUUCUGGAAGAACAACAAAGAGGCGUUGGUGUACGCCCAGGUGCGUGACUACGGUCACGAAGUCUUGUCUGGCCGGAAGGAGCGUCGGCGGUACAGUUUGUUGAGCUACCGCCGUUUCAUGGGUGAUUAUCUGGACCUCAAUGGGAGAAGUUCAUUGGGAGAAGAGCUCAUUGGGAUCUGCGGAAUUGGCAAGGAGAAGGUCACAUUCAGUGGCCGGAUACAGUUGCUUGUGUCCAAGCUUGGCCGAUCGAGCAAACCCAGUCCCCGAUUCAUCGUCGUCACUGAGAAGGCAGUGCACAUUAUCGUCACCCUCGCCAGAGACGGUCGGGCGCAAAUGUCGCUCGAACGCAAGAUCCCGCUGGUCACCAUCAGAAGCAUCGGGAUGUCCAAUCUGAGAGACGAUUGGAUGGCCCUCAACUUGAGCACAGUUUCGGAAGAGGGCGACCCUGUGUUCAGCUGCUACUUCAAGACAGAGCUGUCUGCCAACCUGCUGACCUUGACCCAAGCCAGCAUCUCACUGCUCAUUGCGCCGACUAUCUCGUAUGCUAAGAAAAAGGAAAAGAAGGCAGAGAUCAAGUUCAUCAGAGAUGAGACCGUGAGGAAGGACGACCAGUACAAGAGCCACACUGUUCAUGUUGCUUCUGGAGAAGCUGCAGGCAGUUUGUCGAUGCCGCCUGCGAAGAGAAAGGCCGGGGUGGUUCGGCCCAUCACUCAGGGCAAGUUGCUGAAGGCUGGGGGUCCUUCUGAUAAACCGAAGCCUGUCUCAAAGCCGAAGCCUGCUGCUCGGCCAUUGCCUGGUAAAUCAGAGGUUGCGCCAGCGGCGAGGCCUAUGGCAGCAGCGGUUCCCAAGCCUGUGGUAGCGGCUGCAGUCAAGCCAACUCCGACGACAGUGAAACGAACGAGUAUGGCGCCGCCGCCUCCACCGCCUCCACCGCCAGCGCCGGUUGCCUCAUCGACACCGAUGUAUCGGGCCAAGUUCGACUUCACUGGAGAGGAAGGCGAGAUGAGUCUGACGAAAGACGACCUCGUCGAGCUUCUCGAGAAGGAUGACAAUGGUUGGUGGCUUGUGAAGAAAGGCGGCGCACAGGGCUGGGCACCCAACAACUAUCUCGAACUGGCGCCGGCACCGAGUGUAGCUGCACCUCCGCCUCCCACUCGACGGCCUGUUCCAACGAAACCUGCAGCUGCGCCCGUGACAGCUGAUGCCUCGGCACGGCCUGUGGCCAUCCCUGGCAUGGCGAAUGGCAACGGCUGGAAGAAACCCGCUUCAACCGAUUCUACCCCAGCCAGCUCACGACCUGGAAGCUCGCUUGCCGGAAAGGCGCCACCUCCUGUUGCAGCGAAACCGAAGCCGCCUGUCGCAGCGAAGCCAGGUGCACCCAAGCCUGGGAUGAAGCCGCCGGUGCCUACGGCUGCAAGACCGACUGCCGCAGGUGCACCAAAACCGAAGCCCAUUGGAGGUGUUGCUGCUGGUGGUGGCGGCAUGGAUUUGGCUGCAAUCCUUGCGAAAAGAGCACAGCAGAUCCGGGAUGACGACGACUAGUUGGGUAGAUAAUGUACAAUGGACCUGUAGUAGUACUAAGCAUGCGGAUGGAUGCAUGGGUAUGUUUCUAUAUAGAGAAUUCCAUGAGAGAUUAUUGUAUUAAUCUUGACUGCUACGAUGUGGGAGGCACAAAAGGCGACGGUGACCUCGAAUGCGCCAUCGCCAAUUCCUCCACUUCAUCUUCUGACCGGAAACUCACCGUCUGUUGCAUGCUCUCGUCCGCCUCGUCGUCGUCUCCAUCUGCGGCUUCUUCAACUUCGUAAGCGCUCAGCAC
This is a messenger RNA of Mycena citricolor, 6092 nucleotides long. The record is from the annotation of a GenBank genome assembly. Lineage: Eukaryota; Fungi; Basidiomycota; Agaricomycetes; Agaricales; Mycenaceae.